Ustilago hordei is the source of this 2151-nucleotide messenger RNA. RefSeq lists its product as uncharacterized. The transcript is spliced from 4 exons. The record is from RefSeq and is a predicted model, not a curated record. Bases 1 to 2151 code for a protein of 716 amino acids. Gene Ontology annotation, biological process: DNA integration. Gene Ontology annotation, molecular function: nucleic acid binding. NCBI's taxonomy places the organism in Eukaryota, Fungi, Basidiomycota, Ustilaginomycetes, Ustilaginales, Ustilaginaceae.
AUGGCUGCAGACAUACCAAAGCCAUACCAACACCUGCUAGAUGUGUUUGAUGAAGUGGAAGCAGACAAGCUGCCCCAUCAUACUGAGCAUGAUCUCCACCUUGAGUUGAUAGAAGGAGGUAAGCCACCUCAAGGGCCCCUGUACCUUAAGGGACCCAAGGAGAUGUCCGAGUUGAGGAGGUACUUGGAUGAGAACCUCAAGAAGGGGUUCAUAAGACCAUCAAAGAGCCUGGCACGAUCACCAGUGCUCUUCGUACCAAAGAAGGAUGGAGGUCUCAGACUCUGUGUGGACUACCAAGGUCUCAACGAGAUCACUGUCAAGAACAGGGCACCACUGCCCCUCAUUGAGGAGCAGCUGUUCUUACUCAGGAAGGUCAUCCAGAUUGCUAAAGGAGAUGAAUGGAAGACAGCUUUUGGCACUCAGUUGGGACUCUAUGAGUACCUAGUGAUGCCCUUUGACCUAGCCAAUGCUCCGGCUCACUUCCAUGACACUGAAAAGGCACAUGUGAAGCAUGUCACCGAGGUCCUCACUUGCUUAAGAAGCAACAGGCUCUUUGCUAAGCUGUUGAAGUGUGAGUUCCACACCAAGACAGUCAAGUUCCUGGGGUACAUCAUCAAGCUGACAGGCAUAGAGAUGGACCCAGAAAAGGUGCACACUGUCAAGGAGUGGCCAAUGCCAGAGUCAAUCCAUGACAUCCAAAGGUUCCUGGGUUUUGCCAACUUCUAUCAAAGGUUCAUAGCCCACUUUGCUCACAUAGCCAAGCCCUUGACAUCACUGGUAAAGCCUAUAGAAUGGUUCAAGAAGUUCAAGCUACCAGAGGAGGCCCAACAGGCCUUCCACAAGCUCAUCCAGGCCUUCACAUCAGCAGGAGUGCUUCAGCACUUUGACUACCACCUUCCAACAAGGUUGGAGACUGAUGCAAGUGACUUUGCUAUAGCAGGAGUACUCAAGCAGGAGCAUGAAGGACGAUGGCAUCCAGUGGCCUUCUACUCUAGGAAGAUGUCUUCUGCCAAGAAGAACUAUGAAAUCCAUGACAAGGAGCUCCUAGCUGUGUAUCGACCAGGAGACAAAGGUGGUGAACCUGAUGCUCUCACCAGAAGGACAGACAUGCAACCAGCUGGUGAAGAGCAGGAUCACAAUGUGAGGCAACUACUGCCUCCUCGAGUGUUCAAGGAGACAGCAGACCAUGACUCGAUCCUAGUGGCCCCUAUGAUCUCGAUGGAGUCCAUAGCAUCAAAAGGUCUCAGAGACCUGGUCAAGAUCUUCCAGCCCUUAGACCAAGAGCUACAGGAGAUACAUGUGAAGAAGCCCUUCGAGUGGAGGAAGGUUGGUUAUCCCCAAAGUGAUCAUGCCAGGGAGGACCAACAACCGACACUCCAGGAGUGCCAAGAGGUAGAUGGACAGUCUCUCUCUGUAGAGCAUCUGCAAUUCAUGGUGAUGACCCAAUGCCAUGAUGGUAUUACUGCUGGACACAUAGGGAGAGAUGCUACCAUCAAGGCAGCCCAACAACACUUCUGGUGGCCAAACAUGACAGCUUGGAUUGCAGACUAUGUAGCAAGUUGUCCUGUAUGUGCUAGGUACAAAGCUCCUCGUCACCGUCCAUAUGGUUUGCUACAGCCACUAGCAACACCAGACAGGCCCUGGGGCUCCAUAUCCCUCGACUUCAUCGAAGGACUACCACCAUCAAAGAAGUAUGACUCCAAGACCUAUGACUCUAUCUUAGUCAUUGUCGACAGGUUAACCAAGUUUGCCAUACUAGCUCCAACCCAUAAGACAGUCACGGCCAAACAGACUGCAGUAUUGCUAUAUGGACACAUGGUUAGACUCUUCGGAUACCCAGAUCACAUGGUCUCGGACCGAGGCAGGCAGUUCAUAUCAGGAGCAUGGAAGGCAUUUGCAGAACAAAUGGGUGUGAAGCACUCACUUAGCAUGGCUUACCAUCCUCAAACUGAUGGUCAGACAGAGAGGGUCAAUCAGGUCAUAGAGCAAUACCUAAGGAUGUACUGCAACUAUGAGCAGAAUGACUGGGCCGACCUGCUGGACACUGCAGCCUUUGUAUACAACAACAUGGUCCACAACAGCAUUGGUGUCUCACCAUUCUUUGCAUGCUAUGGAUGGAACCCCAAAGCUCAUCCUGACAUCCCUCAAUGA